UAACUAAUACAUUAAGAUGAGGUUUUAUAUAUAUAAAAAAAAGUUUAAGGUAGUGUUACGUUAAGUGCUAGUGCUUAAUUAGUGUUUAAUGAUACGAUGAUGGGUGUAAAGAGCCUGCCAAUACCAUCAUGGGUGCUGUAGAAACUUUAAGAUUGGCAAUUUCCAAGCAAUCAUUGACUAAUAGUUUAAGGUAGUGUGUUAUAAAAUAAAUUAAAAAGUAGUUUAAGGUAGUGUGUUAAUAAGUGCCAGAGCUUUGUGUUAUUUGGAGUGUUCCUCCCACUCUUGAUUUCUUAUUAAUAAUAUCUUCCAAAUAUCUCAUUGUGCUUCCACUCUGCAUUCACAACUGAGUACUGUAAAGCAUGAUUGUCGUGUCAGUGUCAUGUUGUCCGGUUGAAUCAGAUUCUACUGAUACUAGUAAUAAUAUCUGGUGGAAUACCAUCGGUAGGAUGCUCCGAUGAACAACGUUGAAAACUGGAAUUCCAAUAUAAAGACAACAAUGUCGGUUUGAUCCUAUCCGUUUUACCAAGCGAUGACAACAAUGCCUUAAGCAAUGACAGCCUAAGACUAAUAUGCUUGUCAGUUUUACGUAUUUUCUCGUACAUGUUACGUUGAUUAAUUUUCGAAAAAUUAAAACUUCCCCCUUUAAAUUACGGUAUCAUUUUAAAUUAUACCAUAACAUAAAAUAUUAAAUUCAAUUUGACUAGACUAGAAUGCAUUAAUUUGGUUAGUUUCUCAUUAGUUAUGAGGAAAUUAGUGAUGUAUUGUAAAGUAAGAGAAAGGGUUUCCAUCGAGAUUGUUGAGUGCCCAGAAGAAACAAACGAAAUGUCAAAUUCAGAUACCAACUACGUACCACCUGAAUACAUAAAUGUGCAAAUAGUUCCCUGAAAAAGCAAAGAUAAGAUGAUAAGGCUUAGAUCAAAAUAAUAAUAAUUAGAUAAAUGAGCAAGUAGUUCCCAGAAACCAAAGAUGGGCCAAUAACGCACUUAGUAUUUCGUAUAUUAUAAACCAAUAAGUGAUGGUGAAAGGUACAUGACAUCUAAGAAAACAACCGAAAUCUAGCAAAGAUUCUUAAAAAAAACAAAAAACAAAAUCUAGCAAAGAUUCAUGGCGAUUUCAUCUUAUCAAUUAUCUCGACAAUCUUUCUUUAUGAAGAUGACAUCAAUCCAUUUAUUAACAAACCAAAUAGGUUAGAAAACAUUACAUGUAUAGGCCAACAACUAUUCUCAUAAUCCGUAUAAUUCCAACGAAUACUCUUAGGGAUUUCGUGUCGUAGUUUCGGCUUAAUAUUAAAUUAGGCGAUUUUGAGGAGAUGUAAACCAUCGGAUCGUGUAAAAUUUAUUUUUAGCCGUUGAUCAUAAGAAAUAGAAAACGAUAAAAUAAAAAGAACAUAAUAUGGUUUGAAUACACUCGGUUUUGUCAUGUACACUACAUAAAAAACCCUUUGUAACGAUAUUUUUACCACGACAGUUUCAAAAAAUAUCUUUCUAGUAUAAAAGAUAAAUAGUUGUGCCGUCAUUUAUGUUUCACAUUGACCCCGUCGAAAAUGUGGCCGGGUGAGCAAGUGGUCUUUGGCCAGAGCCAAGUGGGUGAUAAUUAAUAUAACACUAUAUAUAGAGCAUCCGAUGUUUCCUUUUCCUUUCCAUAAAUAAAAUACAGCUGAUCGAGAAGUUCGGUUUCACCCAAACAAGACGAAAACUGCCAACGAAUCGAUCGAUAUGGCUUCCUCCAGCACAAGUGCCACAGCAGCAGCAGCUGCUCAAGAGCGGCGGACUGUAGAUUUCCACUCAACCGUGUGGGGCGACUUCUUUCUUACUCAUGUCUUCGCCAACCAAGAGACUGUAGACGGCUGGAACGUGGGGAUCGAAGCGCUGAAGGAGAACGUGAAGGCGAUGCUGCUGUCAGCUGCUCCUCCGACGACGACGUCGGAAAAGCUGAAACUGAUCGACGUGGUGGAGAGGCUCGGCAUCGGUUACCAUUUCGAAGAAGAGAUCGAAGAGCAACUCCGACAGAUCUAUCAGGGGAAUCAUCAUCCAAAUAAUAACAUUGACAAUGACGACGACGACCUCUUCACCGUCGCACUGCACUUCAGACUGCUCAGGCAACAUGGCUACAAUGUGCCUAGUGACAUAUUCAAGAGGUUCGAAAACGAAGAAGAAGGAAGCUUCAGGGAGGAGUUGCGAAGCGACGUCGAAGGUAUGAUGAGUCUGUACGAAGCUGCACAUCUCCGCAUGCAUGGGGAGACGAUACUAGACGAAGCCAUCGAGUUCGCGAGAGCUCGACUGACAAACUACACUACCGAGCAAUCGUCCCAAGGGCAGCUGGUUGAUGAUGAUGAUGAUGAUCAACGGCGUAAGUUGGUGGCGAAACGGGUUGCUCGUACGUUGAAGAGGCCACUCCGUAAAGGCGCGGAGAGGCACGAGCAGCUCUUCUUCAUCCCUGUGUACGAGCAGAUGGAAGGUCACCAUCCCAUUCUCCUGAAGCUGGCUAAGUUGAGCUGGAAUUUCCUGCAACACUUGUACCAGCAAGAGCUCAGGAGCAUCACACAGUGGUGGAUCGACUUGGACUUUGCGACAAAGUUGUCUUUCGCACGAGACAGGUUGAUCGAGGUGUACUUUUGGGGAGUGGGAGCCCUGUGGGAGCCCAAAUAUGCUGUGGCUAGGCGCUUUCUGACGAAAAUUACCACGCUCGUGUCCAUAAACGAUGAUAUCUACGACGUUUACGGUACGAUCGACGAACUCGAGCUGUUUACUGCUGCCGUUGAGAGGUGGGACACCAGCAUGAAGGAUCUCCCGGAGUACAUUAGAUUGUUUUACGGGGCACUUAUUGGCCUCAUGGACGAAAUAGACACAGUUACUACCAGAGAAGGAAGGCCCUACUGUUUGGACUACGGAAAGCAAGCGGAGAAGAAUCAAAUGAGAGCAUACAUGGCAGAAGCGAGAUGGUUUGCGGAAGGGAAAGUGCCGACGAUAGAAGAAUACCGGCGCCUGGGGAUCUACUCUUGUACUUACCCUUUGUUGUCCUACUCAGCCCUAGCCGGCAUGGGUGACAAGGGACCAAAGGAGGCAUUCGAUUGGCUGCUCGCCGAUCCCAAGAUCCUCGUCGCCGUGGCGGAUCUCUGUCGUCUUAUGGAUGACAUCGUAUCUCACGAGUUCGAGCAAAAAAGAGGACAUGUCUGUUCAGCAGUGGAGUGCUACAUGCAGCAGCACCAGGUAUUGAGAAUCGAGGCGGUUAAUGCACUGAAUCAGAUGAUCGAGGACGAUUGGAAGGUCAUAAACCGAGAGUGUUUGAUGAUAAACCGCCCCGAUUUCAUCUCUAGUCAUCUCGAUGUUUGUUGGGCUCGCGAGGGUGAUGGAGGUUCUCUACAAGGAUUACGACGGCUACACCUUCUCCGACACCACCACCCAUGAAAUGAUGACUGCUCUGCUCGUCACUCCCAUGGAACUAAGUUAGGUUGUACUCAGUACUGCUGAGAAAUUAUGGGAACUUGAUUGUGUAGCAACUAUGUUUGUGCUUUAUUUGCUCGUGAUGUUAAUCCUUUUUAUGGUCGCUCAAGAAUAAGGCUGCCCAUUGUAUCAACUCCAGCCAGCCAGCACUGUUGAUGCCCGUUUGUUGUAUGUUAUUGUUACCCGUAGGUGUGAAUGAUGAUUUGAUUUCUCUAUUUGAACUUGUGAUAUGUAUGUUUCUUGCUAUUAUACACAUUCUGAUUCUUCGAUCGGUUUUGGAGGUUUAUAUUACGCGAACUUGUUUCUUCCGCUCGCAAAAAGUGCACUACAAAUGAUUACCACAACUGAUAUUACGUAUUUUUCACUAAAUCACGGUCACAAUCAAGUCACUGAAAUAGUCGACAUGUUUUGCCAAUCAAUCUCCAAGUAAACUCUUGAUUGGAGUUCAACCCAAAUGAUUACCACAUGAUUGAUUCAGUGGAUGAAAGAUCAUAUUAAUUAUUCUCUUUAAGCAUAUCUUUCACCGCUCCUCUCCUCCACCACCAGCCUCGCCACCAAUCUAACUGCAUCAGCUUAAUUGAGUAAAAUUAGUUGAAAUAUGAAGUUUUAAAUUUAUUCAAGUAUCUGAGGGUGAAAAAUAUGAUAUAAUAUGUUUUCCAACCGAUUAACUGAACUAUAUAAUCAUUAAUCAGAAACUUUAUCUCUAAACUGGCUCGCUCUUGGCAAAAACAGAAGUUCCAAUCGAUCACAUUACAUGGAGAGGGAACAUAUGAUUCAUAUUAUCAUAUAUAUAUAUAUAUGCUCCAAAAUCGAGUUGAUAAACCAAUAAUUCGUAUCAAGAGAGCAAUUAAUUAACAAAGAUUGAUUAUUUAUGUACUCAUCAGUUUCCUCUUGCAUUGGCAUGAGAACAGUUUGCUGGUCUCUUGCGCACUUCUAGUUGGGGCGGCCCAUUGUAUUUUGUAUCAUUUCGAUGUUUGGUUGGUUCAAAGUUCUCGCUGGACUGCUUCAGGUUACGCCAAACUAACUAGUCCAUUGGGCCUCCCAGCCCAAAGUUAUUCUGGUCCAGAAACUUACCAGGAUUGACCCGUUCGUAAAAUAACUGCAGGUUUAAAACAUGUUUUUUUAUUUUUAUUUCUGCUAUUUUCCCCUGCCCAAGCCCAACGCUCGUGUGAUCCGCUGCGGGCUGUUUGGUUAAGAUUGCAAAUUUGCAAUCAAAAGCCCAAACUGCCAAGGCGGCCCAUUCUUAUUUCAACCAUCCUAUACGGACGAGGAGAAAGGAUGAUCACGAUCAGGACCCCAAAAGAUAGUAUGUAUCAAAUCUCCCCAAAUUGAUCCAAUGAGUUAGAUUUGAGGGGAAGAAAUGUUUAUGAAAUAU
This is a messenger RNA of Linum trigynum, 4818 nucleotides long. The record is from the annotation of a GenBank genome assembly. NCBI's taxonomy places the organism in Eukaryota, Viridiplantae, Streptophyta, Magnoliopsida, Malpighiales, Linaceae.